This is a messenger RNA of Biomphalaria glabrata, 955 nucleotides long. RefSeq names its product fibrinolytic enzyme, isozyme C-like. The record is from RefSeq and is a predicted model, not a curated record. Gene Ontology annotation, biological process: proteolysis. Gene Ontology annotation, molecular function: serine-type endopeptidase activity. The transcript is spliced from 6 exons. NCBI's taxonomy places the organism in Eukaryota, Metazoa, Mollusca, Gastropoda, Planorbidae. The coding region runs from base 39 to 911 and encodes 290 amino acids.
UUAAAUGCUAAGAAAACGUUAUUUUUUUAAAAAUUGAAAUGUUUUGGUUAAUUUUGACCAACAUUUUUAUUUUACUAAAUGUUAUUCCAUUGAGUAACGUUCAAGAAAUCAAUUCUAUUGGUCAAUUGAGAAAGCGUGUUAUGCUUGGACAGAAUGCUGAAUUGUUCGAAUUCCCUUUUCAAGUUGCAGUCCAAGAAAGACUAAGUGGCAGAUGGGUCUUUCUCUGUGGAGGAGUUUUGGUCACUGAAAAAAAAGUUCUGACUGCUGCCGAUUGCUUUGACCACUUGACUGCCAACAACGUCCGUGUGAUUGUUGGGGUACUAAAUAUAUAUGGGCCACCAAACCAAUACCAACAAACUAUUUACGUUUCCAAUAUACACAAGCAUGAAAGUAUCGAAGAUGAGCUUCAAGGAUGGAACCCCAAUAAUAUUGCUGUAAUAACACUGGCCACCGCAGCGAAACUUAACCUGAAUGUGCAGCUUGCAAAAUUAGCAGAAAAUUCUACUCAAUAUACGGAUACAAAUACACAUGAAAAGUGGAUGAAACCACCCUGCCUGAUAACUGGCUGGGGUUACACCGAGAAUAUAAUAUUACCAAAUACGCUACAGAAAGCAUCAACAAGAAUCAUGCCAAUUAAUAUCUGCCAGAAUAUGUGGCCUUCGUUCAAAGAUGCUUUUAGUGAUGGAUUGUUCGUUUGCAUUAAGAGUGAUUUUGAUCUGCCAGAAAAAAAUCAAUAUAACGGUCCUUGUUACGGAGAUGGCGGCGGCCCUUUAAUGUGUGGGCUAAACAAUCAAAACCUUGAGCUUGUUGGAAUAGGAUGUUUUGUAGAACCAACUUGUACACCUUCUCCAAUCCCUGCUGUGUACGUUAAUCUUCCUGCGUACCGGAAGUGGUUGUCAGACAAAUUGUAAACUUUUUUCAAGACAUUGAAAUAAAAAUGUGACUUUCCUCAAAA